This is a messenger RNA of Vigna angularis (adzuki bean), 1458 nucleotides long. RefSeq names its product probable serine/threonine-protein kinase PIX13. Gene Ontology annotation, biological process: protein phosphorylation. The record is from RefSeq and is a predicted model, not a curated record. Lineage: Eukaryota; Viridiplantae; Streptophyta; Magnoliopsida; Fabales; Fabaceae. The transcript has 6 exons. Bases 184 to 1329 code for a protein of 381 amino acids. Gene Ontology annotation, molecular function: protein kinase activity; ATP binding.
GUCAAGAACCACACUAUUCUCCCUUUCAAUUCCCAAUUAAAUUUCUCUGCCUCAGCCCUUUCUUUUCAACUUCUCCUCACUUUCGUGGAAAGCCUCUUCCUUACUAUAUCAUAACUCCGCAACUUUGUCAACUUCAUCUUUCGAUCACAUAGACUUGUUCCAAACCUCACCACUGUGUCACUCAUGGGAAACUGUUUUGGAAAGACAGAUGAUGCUAACAACGAAAUUCGAACGAUCAAUAAACUUCCCCCAGCGAGAUCAGAGAAGAAGGAAACGGUGGAAGGAAGAAAGGAGGAGGAUUUGAGGAAGCUUAUAAAUUACACUUUGGAUGAUUUGAAAAGUGCGACAAGAAACUUCAGACCGGACACGGUCCUAGGUGAAGGUGGUUUUGGACGUGUUUUCAAAGGGUGGAUUGAUAGCAACACGUUCAAACCUUCGAGAGUUGGAGUUGGAAUCCCCGUUGCGGUGAAGAAAUCUAACCCCGAUAGCCUUCAGGGUAUGCAAGAAUGGAUGAGUGAAGUGCAAUUUUUGGGGAGGCUCUCUCAUCCAAACCUAGUUAAACUAAUUGGCUACUGCUGGGAGGAUAAUCAAUUCCUGCUGGUGUACGAAUACAUGCAAAAGGGAAGUCUUGAAAGCCACCUGUUCAGAAAAGGUCCAGAACCACUUUCAUGGGAUAUAAGGCUGAAGAUAGCCAUAGGAGCUGCCAGAGGCCUAGCUUUCAUGCACACAUCAGAGAAAACUGUCAUAUAUAGAGACUUCAAGUCCUCAAACAUUUUGCUAGAUGGGGAUUUCAAUGCAAAGCUAUCAGAUUUUGGGCUGGCAAAACUUGGCCCCGUCAAUGGUAAAUCCCACGUAACCACGCGGAUCAUGGGCACCUAUGGUUACGCUGCACCUGAAUACAUGGCCACAGGGCACCUGUAUGUUAAAAGCGAUGUGUACGGAUUCGGCGUUGUUCUGCUAGAAUUGCUAACGGGCAGAGCAGCUCUGGACACAACCCUACCCACAGAUAUGCAGAAUUUGGUGCAGUGCAGUAUGUCAUCUCUGAAUGACAGAAAGAGACUGCAAAAGAUAAUGGAUCCAAAAUUGGACUACCGAUAUUCACCAAGGGCAGCGUUUCACAUAGCCCAAGUUAUCAUCAAAUGUUUAGAAUCUGACCACAGAAAACGACCCUGCAUGGUGGAUGUUUUGGCAACCUUAGAAAAAGCACAAAGUAUGAAGUACAAACCCAAAGGGAACAAAGCCUCCGCAAUUCGUCAAACAUCAGACGUGCAUCACCCGAAUUACCCACGUUCUUCACCAUCACCGCUUCACUACAAAAACAACGAUUAGGUUACACCCCAAAUCACCGACUCUUUCUACCCCUAUCUUUUCUAAGCAUUUGUAUUCAUAAUUUACCUCUUGUACCUCUACAGUUUUACAUUUCACUACAUCAAUCUAAAAACCAUUCCUUAUAAUCCA